UCCUAAGGCGCGCCCUUCCCCCACCCUUUCUCUGGCCUUAUCUACUGCGCAGACGCAUAGAGAGUAUCAAGAUGGCGGCCCCCGUGGAUCUGGAGUUGAAGAAGGCUUUCACAGAGCUUCAAGCCAAAGUUAUUGACACUCAACAGAAGGUGAAGCUUGCAGACAUACAGAUUGAACAGCUAAACAGAACGAAGAAACAUGCACAUCUUACAGAUACAGAGAUUAUGACUUUGGUAGAUGAGACUAAUAUGUAUGAAGGUGUAGGAAGAAUGUUUAUUCUUCAAUCAAAGGAGGUAAUUCACAAUCAGCUGCUAGAAAAACAGAAAAUAGCAGAAGAAAAAAUUAAAGAACUAGAAAGGCCUGGCAGCAAAGCUCAUGCUGAUGUUCCGGGGUUAUGGCUUUCCGGCUGUGGCAGAGUGAGUUGGCAGAGAGGGUACAUCAGGCCUGGUCCCUGUGCACUGCAGAAAAAAUCCUACCUGGAACGGAGUGUUAAGGAAGCCGAAGACAAUAUCCGGGAGAUGCUGAUGGCCCGAAGGGCACAGUAGGGAAUCUCUAGGGGAAGCUUUCCUCUGAGCCCUCCCAUUCCUGGCAAGUAUAGAAGGGCCUGCUGGUGAAACAGCUCCCCUUCGCCCCAAAGGACACUUUAUGUGGAUGGACUAGCACCCCCACAUUUCCUUCGUCACUUUGAGCCCCUUUUAGGCCCCAGCCCUGUAUGUUUUAUCUUGGCUCUCCUCCCACCCCUGCCUGGACACUUCUCUCUCGUGGUCUGAGUCCUGAACUCCUAGGAGAGGGCAACUGGGAGCCAGCACAAAGGCAUGCUCCACCUAAGCUACUAGACACACUGGUCUGACCAAUAAAGGCCCCAGUCUCACUGUGCUAUGUCUGCUUUUCUUAAACUGAGGAAUAGGAGCAGAGGGCAAGUGGCUGUGUCUGCCUCAGCCCCUCCCCACCUCUCCAGGACUGUGGUCCUACUCCUGUGUUUGAUGCCUUCUCCUCCUCAGGGAGUGGGAUCUUUUCCCUCUUUCGCCUUUUUUGUAUUUUUUACUGACUCUUUCAUCGUCCUGAGCCUCUAUGUAAUGGAGCGAAGGAGAAGGAAGAAGACUUGAAUUCAGUUCCACUAUAGAAGCCUGCCUAGAGGGCCCUUUCCCCACCUCCUCCCCAACGUUCCAAAGGAUGUUCAAUAACCAGCAGCACCUUCGAGGCUGUGUCCCUCUGGCCAGUGUCAUAAGAAGGAUGUUGCCCUCUGAAGCGGCUUAAAGGCUUGGUUAGUGGUGAGCUAGAGCUGGCCUGUCCUGGUUCAGAAAAGCCAAGUAUCCCAUUUCUAGGAAUUUUGUUGUAAGCCAAUUGUUAAAAAACAGCCAUUAUUAAAUUAAUUGUGUAAGUUACAUUAAAAUGAAGGUGAGGACCA
Molecule: messenger RNA, 1408 nt
Organism: Tupaia belangeri chinensis (Chinese tree shrew)
Lineage: Eukaryota; Metazoa; Chordata; Mammalia; Scandentia; Tupaiidae
Gene: PFDN1
Product: prefoldin subunit 1
Exons: 5
Coding region: 72-545 (157 amino acids)
Biological process (GO): protein folding
Cellular component (GO): prefoldin complex; cytoplasm
Molecular function (GO): protein folding chaperone
Source: RefSeq, a predicted model, not a curated record